AAACACUUGUUCUUUUAGUCGCGGAUUUUCAGUGCUUUGUGUUUGUUCAAAGGUACCUAUAUUGUAGGUAAUAGACAAUAUAAUAAUAAUACCUUCAGGAAUGAAAAAUAUAUAUUAAUAAAAAAAAUGUCAGGCAACAAGAGAAAAAGUUAUUUAUCUGACAGUAAUAAACAAGUUACAAAAUAUGCCAAAGGACAAAUGAGAAAAUCACUUCAAAUGAAAGAGUCGCUGCAAUCUACUAAUAAAAAUGAAGUGCCUUCAACCGAUGUUAAUGUAGAAUUCACAAAUGACAAUGGUCCAGAAUAUCUACAACAAUUUGAGAAUGGUGAAAUAGAUAAUAAUUCUGAGAUGAUUAAUCAUAUAUCAAUGUUAUUUCAAGAAGUUAAAGCAAGGGUUGACGUCGACUAUGAUAAAUUUGAGGAGUGGUACAGCAGCGAUGACGAAAUAACCGAACUUUUAACAACUGAAGUGACCUUAUCAAUUACAAUAAUAAAUUUAACAAAAAAUGAUGAAUUUUUUAAACCUGUAGCAUUGAAUGCUAUUGUCAGCUCGGCAGAAUUGUUAUUGAUGAUUUUUAAAUAUUCUAUGAAAAAUCAUUUAUCUAGAACUGGCAUUUCUAAUUUAUUAAAACUUACUAAUUGUAUGUUCGGUAAAACAGUUCUCCCAGAAUCACGUUACAAAAUAGAUCAAUUAUGUAAACCAGCCAAUGAUAUUGAGUUACAUAGUGUAUGUUAUUCAUGUUCCAAUUACAUCGGGACAUUUAAAGAAUUCAAUACCUGUGUAUUUUGUAGUAAUUGUAAUACAGAAGUCGACCUGUCACAUCCGUCAAAUCCAUGCUAUUUUGCCAUUAUACACCCAUCAGAAGCAAUAUGCGAAUAUUUAGAGAUGCAUGAAAAUUAUUAUUUUCCUGUAGUAAAUGAAAGAAGACAUCAGAAAGACUGUAUUGAAGAUAUUUAUGAUGGAAAAUUAUACAGACAAUUUGUUAAAAAUUUAAGUGCUGUUGAUCGAUAUGCUUACGCAACAGUGAUUUUUAUUACUGAUGGCGCUCCAGUUUUUAAAUCUUUCUCAUUUUCAAUAUGGCCUAUCUAUAUAAUAUUAAAUGAAUUACCUCAACAAGAACGAUUAAAUAGUGCGAUCACUGUUGGUUUGUGGUUUAGAAGAAGUAAACCAGAAAUGACAAUUUUUUAGGAUGUCUUCACAAAGCUAAUGAAUACUCUUUCUACAAUAGGUGUCUUAGGUACGAUAAAAAAUGUAGAACGCCGCAUAAAAAUUUAUUCACUAUUGUCUUGUGUAGAUACCAUGGCUCGUGCACCAAUGAAUGGUACGAUGCAAUUUAAUGCGCAUUACGGAUGUGAUUGUUGUUUAGAAGAAGGUAAAUAUUUCUCAGGAAGUAUGCGUUACCCAUUUCAUAUCCCGUUCUUAAAAAAUAGAACUCACGCUGAAACAAUUGUUCAUGCCACUCAAGCUCUAGAGCAAAAUCGAUCUAUUUACGGAGUAAAAACAGCAUCUCCUCUUUUAAACUUGUCUAAUUUUGAUAUUAUUGAGGGUUUUACACCGGACUACAUGCACUGUUACGUUUUUGGCGUAGUUAAGCAGUUUAUAAAGAUCACAGAAAGAUAUUUAACAAGAACAGAUAUUGAUUAUAUCGACGAAUUACUUAUUAAAAUUAGAUCACCCACUCAGAUAGGUCGUCUAUCAAGGUCUUUUAAGGAUAGAGGAUUUUGGAAAGCCAAAGAAUAUGAGAAUUGGUUAUUGUAUUGCUGCAUACCCUUAUUAUGCACAGUUACGCAACAUAAAGUCUUGCUACAAAAUUGGUCACGAUUAUUUGAGUCCUUAUAUAUCUGUUUACAGACAAAAAUUACCUUUGCAGAGUUAAAUACUGCAAAUACGUUAUUAUGGAAAUUUGUAUCGAAAUGGAAGAUAUUGAUCGUGGCUACUGUUCGUGGGCGGCUACGGCCACCACGUUGUAGGGAAGGACUGGGCCAAAUAUACGUGCAAUAUAAC
Messenger RNA from Nasonia vitripennis (jewel wasp), 2004 nucleotides. RefSeq lists its product as uncharacterized. The transcript has 3 exons. Bases 127 to 1188 code for a protein of 353 amino acids. NCBI's taxonomy places the organism in Eukaryota, Metazoa, Arthropoda, Insecta, Hymenoptera, Pteromalidae. The record is from RefSeq and is a predicted model, not a curated record.